Molecule: messenger RNA, 1843 nt
Organism: Osmia lignaria (orchard mason bee)
Lineage: Eukaryota; Metazoa; Arthropoda; Insecta; Hymenoptera; Megachilidae
Source: RefSeq, a predicted model, not a curated record
UGUCACACUUUUACUGUAUAUCCCAUUUUCCUUAUCUCCAACUUGAACUUGACACCUUAUCGUCACUUCAACUACACUUCACCUCGUGCUAAAAAUUAAUAUAAAUCCCCUUUUCCAUUUCGUAUACCUGGUAAACUGAACGUUACAAACGAACAACUUUCUUGCACAAUUACCUUUAAUAGUGAACAUUUUAAUAUUUUGCAAAGCACCGAUGAAAUUUAAGAAGGGGUGUCUGCAUUCGAAGAAUGCCACUGCACAAUUCAUGGUUCCAUCUGUCCGAUAUCAUUCCUAUGAACGCAUCCCUAUGUUUUAUGACUGAGGGUGCGAGUGAGAAGGGGAAAACACUUUGUAUCAGAUUAUGGACGUGACCUGUUAAUUACACUGGGGUCAUGUCACUGAAUAUCCUUGUGACGUCUUUGAUGUUGUUGCAACAGCUACGUUGUACGUCAAAUGGCAAUAAGUCAGUUCAUCGACGAACACCAUGGACACCAGAUCGUAUACCGAUUUUUCCAUCGCUUUCGCCACUUAUUUAACAAAGUACACAGGGAUAUGGGUGGCACGAAAUGCGGCAGAAGAACUGCAAAGGAAGAUAUCCAUGUCGUACACGGCAGUCGCACUUGUGUAUGGGAUAUACUUGAAUGUAGUAGAUAUUUACCACACAUGGGGCGAUGCAACUCACUGUACGUUUCUGAUACUGAACGCUACUUGCUUGGUUACGACAAUAAUCAAGAUGAUCAUCCUAAACUCUAAGAGAGCUGGUUUCGCAGACGCCCUUUUCUGCGCCAAACAACACUUUUGGCAUGGCAACUAUGAUUCCGAGGAACGACUUAUCUUUUCAAUAUCUGUGAAAUACUGUACACUGUACGUGGUCUUUGUAAUCUGUUCUCUUCAAAUUGCCCUAUCCGGAUACGUGAUCACACCUAUUAUUGAAAACAUUGGAAGAAAUAAAUCAGACAGAGUACUUCCAUUCAAGUUGUGGGUCAACCUGCCCUUAACGGAGACACCUUAUUUCGAAUUAGCUUUCGCCAGUCAGAUAACGUUACUUUUGCUGUUAAACGAAGUAUUUAUGAUCAUACUUAUUUGGCUCACGGUGAAAAGAAGGUGGGCUCACACCUUCAACGAUCACCCUAUGUUUCUGCGUCUACUAUAUCAUUUAUUUAAUAUAGUAUUGGUUCAGGUGAUUAGCGUAUACUUAAUUGGCGCCGCGUACAUUUGCCCCGAAACGUUUUUAUGCGUGUUUAAUCUGCACGUGAUGGGUCAGUUUCGCAUACUACAACACAGAAUGUUAAAUUUCUGCAACGUCGAAAGCAAAGAGAUGAACGCAGACACGUACACCGAUCAUUGUUAUGCAGCUCUCAAGAAGUGCAUAAAACAUCAUCAGUUGCUUAUUGAGUUCUGCGAGAAGCUCGAACAUGUAUACACCAUGUCGAUCUUUACGCACAUGGUAGUUUUAAGUCUGUUGCUGUGUUUCGAUGCCUACGAAAUAAUCGUGGCAAAUACGAGUCCUUCUAUGCGUAUUAUUUUCUUGUUUCACGGAGUUGGAAGCCUAGGUCAGGUGUUUAUGGUUACAUAUACUUGCCAUUUUAUGAUGGAGGAAAGCACGAAUAUUAUUACCUCGAUCUAUUCAGGAUCUUGGAGCACUUUGCCGAUGAAUGAUGUUGGCAGAUCAUUUCGAUCGUCCAUGAAAUUCACUAUGAUUAGAUCAUUAAAACCGUGCUGUCUAACUGCUGCCGGAUUUUUCCCUCUGACCUUAGAAACUUUUACCUCGCUUUUAAGUUCUACAUUCUCUUACUUUACUCUGAUGAGGCAAUCGUUAAUGAGAUCCGAUGGGGAGUAGUAUAAG